AUGGAUUUCAUAACAUUUCUCGGGAUAUUUACGAUACUCGGGAUUGGUGUCUUCUUCUCGCUCUUGGUAUUCUUUACACCAAAACCUCGAAAACGGUUAGAAUCCGAAAGAUACUACUUGUCGUCUAAGACAGAAAAAUCGCAGAUUUUACCUAGCAUUUUCGACGAGCCGGAAUUAUCCUUGACAGUGGUGGUCCCUGCGUAUAAUGAGACGAAGAGAAUACCCGACAUGUUGCAGGAAACAGUAGAAUAUUUAGAAAGUCGGAAGCUAGAGGACGUGAAUUUCAAUUAUGAAAUUCUAGUAGUAGACGAUGGAAGCACGGAUAAUACAACUAAGGUUGCGUUAGAAUUUGGUCAAGGGAAAAAUAUUGAUUUGAAAGUUUUACG
This is a messenger RNA of Acaulospora morrowiae, 386 nucleotides long. Lineage: Eukaryota; Fungi; Glomeromycota; Glomeromycetes; Diversisporales; Acaulosporaceae. The record is from the annotation of a GenBank genome assembly.